Molecule: messenger RNA, 1982 nt
Organism: Cololabis saira (Pacific saury)
Lineage: Eukaryota; Metazoa; Chordata; Actinopteri; Beloniformes; Belonidae
Gene: bloc1s6
Product: biogenesis of lysosomal organelles complex-1, subunit 6, pallidin
Exons: 6
Coding region: 306-827 (173 amino acids)
Biological process (GO): intracellular transport
Cellular component (GO): extrinsic component of membrane; transport vesicle; BLOC-1 complex
Source: RefSeq, a predicted model, not a curated record
AGUGCGGGCUACUUUGGUUUCGAGUCCUUAGUCAGAUCGAAGCUGUCAUGGUAAUGGAGGUAUAAACACCGGAGUUGGGAAACUCAGCAAAGAUCGCGGAAGUGACGCCAGCUGUCGGUCACGUGACCGCGCCCCGAGUCACAUGAUGUCGACAAUAACAUCUACAAUCACCUCCAUUGUCUCUCCUGCAUUCACAACUUAGCCUAUUCUGCACCUACUGUUGUCGCCCAGCGAGUGUUUGAACAGAUUGGAUUGUUUUGUGCCUCCAUACAGACAACCAGGCUGGGUCCUCAGAGUCUCUUCACAUGGAGGUAGAGGAGAUGGAGGAGGAGAGACCUUCACCCCAGAGGGAACUUCCACACAAUGAAGAUCUGUCAGUGGAGCAGGAGCAGCAGUUGUUGGGUCUGGAGAGUUCAGCCCCUGAAGAGAACGUGUACGUGGAUAAGAAAGCAGUGGACAAGCUCGCAGUGGGAUUACUCUCUCACUACCUGCCGGAUCUACAGAACUCUAAACGAGCCCUCCAAGAGCUCACACAAAAUCAGCUGAUACUGUUGGACACACUGGAUCAAGAAGUCACCAAGUUCAGAGACUGCAACACCUUACAGGACCUUAAUUCCCUGUUUUCAGAAGCAAAGGUUUACCACAAUAAACUGGUGAACAUUAGAAAAGAGAUGAUUAUGCUUCACGAAAAGACGACAAAGCUAAAGAAAAGAGCGUUGAAGCUGCAGCAACAAAAGCAGAAAGAGAUGCUGGAGAAGGAGCAGCAACGUGAGAAGGAGCUGGAGAGAGAACGGCAGCUUAUUGCCAAACCUGCAAAAAGGACUUAAAAUCGCCAACCGUGUCUGCUGUGUUCAAGGACCAUACAGGUGGCGUUGCAUGUGUUAGUCUAUUAACCACAUAUCUGCAUAUAGUAGACUUUUGCACCAUUUUCCAAAGUGUAAAAUUAGAUGUUUAUGAUAGAAAACAUUAUAUUUAUGCCAUUACUUUGACAGAACAGACGUUGAAAAUCAGACAGGUAAUGGGGGUGUGACUAACAUUUAUGCUGUUAUAUUAUGAUACUUAUAACAUUGUGCUUGGGUGCAGUUGCUGUGAAGCGUUGCAUCAAUCAACACAUUUGAGCAAAAGUUUAAAAAAGUUGAACUGUUUGCCACUUAAUUCCUAUCUAAGGUGGUUUCAAGCAAUACAGACAAUUGUCCUUCUCUUGACUGUAAAUAAACGAAGCACAUCUGGAAGUGAAAACACAAAGUGGGUUUGCGUAAGUUGCAAUCUGUAACAUAGCUGGCCCAGCCUGCGAUGUAACAUUCAGUGGUACCGGGGACGAUUGCCCAAUCAUCAGAGGUGAAACUCCUGCAGGGUCUACCUGUCACUCCAUUGAGAGCUUCCACUCUAUGAAUCUAAUUUUAAAGAUUUUGAAGGUGUGAUAUUCAAGUCACUUCUUUCUACGUGACUGAAAUGAAUACAAAUUUACUGUAUAAUGUCUGAUUUUUAUCAAUAUUGUUUAGAGGCAUUACUUAAAAUAGGAUCAAAUUUAAGCUUGUUAACAGACGCUGAAAACAUCUGCAGGUUCCUUCUCAUGACUGUCUACACAAAUGAGGCACAGCUGGAAAAGGAUAACAUUUCUAAAACUGUCUUUUUAUUUAAGCAAUAUAAAGUUCAGUCAAGAAAUUAAAAAAACCUAUUAUGCACUUUGGAAAAUGGUUCACAGAAUAUUAUGAAUCUUAGUAAAUAGGUUAAAACAUGCAAGCCCUCUGGUCUGGUUGGUACUAUCUGAAGUUGCCAAGAUCACCAUAAACCAAAGACUUGGACUACAUCCUAAAAUGCUGGUUAUAACUACUAUCAACCUCUGAUGCACAGUUUUUGCACCACCCUGAGAUCAGAACAAAUUACUCCUGGACACUUUUGGAGCAUUCAGACAAUGGUCCAGGAGCAUCACUGCGUCUCCUGUCUUUUGUCAAAGUAUUAAUAAAUGUUGUUUUUGCUGG